Molecule: messenger RNA, 1332 nt
Organism: Closterium sp. Naga37s-1
Lineage: Eukaryota; Viridiplantae; Streptophyta; Zygnematophyceae; Desmidiales; Closteriaceae
Source: the annotation of a GenBank genome assembly
AUGGCGAGGCGCCCUCUCGUCCCCGCCCUUCCCCUCUCUAGCGUCCUCUUUCCCCACGCCGUCGCUUCUCCUCUUUCCCCACGCCGUCGCUUCUCCUCUUUCCCCACGCCGUCGCCUCUCCUCUUUCCCCACGCCGUCGCUUCUCCUCUUUCCCCACGCCGUCGCCUCUCCUCUUUUCCCGCCGUCGCCUCUCCUCUUUCCCCACGCCGUCGCCUACGCUGUCGCGUCUCCUCUUUCCCCACGCCGUCGCUUCUCCUCUUUCCCCACGCCGUCGCUUCUCCUCUUUCCCCACGCCGUCGCUUCUCCUCUCUCCCCACGCCGUCGCCUCUCCUCUUUUCCCGCCGUCGCCUCUCCUCUUUCCCCACGCCGUCGCUUCUCCUCUUUCCCCACGCCGUCGCUUCUCCUCUCUCCCCACGCCGUCGCCUCUCCUCGUUUCCCGCCGUCGCUUCUCCUCUCUCCCCACGCCGUCGCCUCUCCUCUUUUCCCGCCGUGGCCUCUCCUCUCUCCCCACGCCGCCGCUUCUCCUCUUUCCCCACGCCGUCGCUUCUCCUCUCUCCCCACGCCGUCGCCUCUCCUCUUUUCCCGCCGUCGCCUCUCCUCUUUCCCCACGCCGUCGCCUACGCUGUCGCCUCUCCUCUUUCCCCACGCCGUCGCUUCUCCUCUUUCCCCACGCCGUCGCUUCUCCUCUUUCCCCACGCCGUCGCUUCUCCUCUCUCCCCACGCCGUCGCCUCUCCUCUUUUCCCGCCGUCGCCUCUCCUCUUUCCCCACGCCGUCGCCUACGCUGUCGCCUCUCCUCUUUCCCCACGCCGUCGCUUCUCCUCUUUCCCCACGCCGUCGCUUCUCCUCUUUCCCCACGCCGUCGCUUCUCCUCUUUCCCCACGCCGUCGCUUCUCCUCUCUCCCCACGCCGUCGCCUCUCCUCUUUUCCCGCCGUCGCCUCUCCUCUUUUCCCACGCCGUCGCCUACGCUGUCGCCUCUCCUCUUUCCCCACGCCGCCGCUUCUCCUCUUUCCCCACGCCGUCGCUUCUCCUCCCCACGCCGUCGCUUCUCCUCUUUCCCCACGCCGUCGCUUCUCCUCUCUCCCCACGCCGUCGCCUCUCCUCUUUCCCCACGCCGUCGCUUUUCCUCUCUCCCCACGACCCUCGCCUCUCGUCUUCCCCCGUGGUCGCCUCUUCUUCCUCUCUUGCCGUCGCCUCCCCACUUGAGCAAAUGCCUUCGUUCCCCCGCGUUUUUCAUCCCCCCCAUGACGUUGCCCGGUCCCCUCCCAUCCCGAUAGGAGCAAGCCUCGUCUCCAUCCAUCAUCUUCUUGACCUGCUCUGCUCGCUCUCCGAG